Anneissia japonica is the source of this 1280-nucleotide messenger RNA. RefSeq names its product protein PAXX-like. The transcript is spliced from 6 exons. Gene Ontology annotation, biological process: double-strand break repair via nonhomologous end joining. Gene Ontology annotation, cellular component: nucleus; nonhomologous end joining complex; site of double-strand break. Gene Ontology annotation, molecular function: molecular adaptor activity. Bases 60 to 719 code for a protein of 219 amino acids. The record is from RefSeq and is a predicted model, not a curated record. NCBI's taxonomy places the organism in Eukaryota, Metazoa, Echinodermata, Crinoidea, Comatulida, Comatulidae.
CCGUAGAGGGGGCUCAUACAAAAUAAAAAUAAAAUUAUCCCUGUAUGUACCGAACGUGAAUGAACAUUCAUUUUGUCUGUAAACUUUCUAAAAUGGAAUCAGCGAAAGAUAUAGCCGAAGCAAAUAAGGCGUCAAAUCUCCAAUCAACUAUUGUCUCAGAGGGAGUAAAGUAUUUAUGUUUUACUACGACAACGCAGUCUGAUUGGGUUUUUCAUGUAACAAAUGGUAUUGAAUUAUGGCAACAAAACUUUGAUCUAUCUAAACUUGGCUCACAUAGAGAUGAUUCAGGGUUUUCUAACUACGAAGAAUAUUUUAGCCAACUGAAAGCAGCCUAUGAUUUGAAUAAAUUGACAGUAACUAAGCAACAACCAGAGGUUGUCCUAGUAACGAUAGGAAAUGGAACAAAAUGCCUAUGCUACGAAUUAACCGAAGCUACUGUAAGCAAACGAAAGUCUGAUUUGCGGGACAUUUUAUUUUACUUAGCAGCUGGAAUGGAGAAAUUGGAGCAAGAAAUUACAGAUUUGAAAAAGGAAAGAGAGAAAAUGAAGAAACAAGGCUACUCCUCCAAAAUAUUCCCAGAUGGGAGUGGAUACCAAGUUCCAGAUUUGGAUACAAAACGAGUAGCACCUCUGAAUAAACCUCCAAAGGAUCCAGGCAGAAGUCUUGUUAACCCCAAUAGUAAACGGAGGAAAUUGCCAAAAGGUGUUGAAUUUGAUUAGUUGAGAAUUUCAGUGAAAGAGGGUUAGUAUGGUUGAUGCAGACAAGGGGGUAACACUUUCAAAUCAAUUGUAUUAUAAAUUCCCAUUUUAUAGAAUACUUAUAUAAUAUUUUUGAAUUGAAUGUAUGAACAUGAAGAAAAAUCAUAGUGUAACUUCAUUUUGAUGUGUAUGACGGAAGUGAAGCAAAAGCAAUGUCAUGAUGUUAUUUUAAGUUCAAUACAAUAAUCCAACAUUCCGCAAAUUGUGGGUCGCCAAAAUAUUGUAGCGAGUCAUGAAUUUGACAGAAAUAAUUUUAAAAAUGAGCUAGCUCCCUGAUUAUCAUUACUAUCGAUAUUCAUAUACAUGAAAAUAUAUGGUAUUUUUUAGAAUGUUCAGUGUUAUUGUCCACCGUAUAAAGCAAAGUUUUAUUAAUAAUUAAAAUUUAAUCACACUUAUUUUGGUAUUGGGUCGUCAGUCUAAAAGUUUGUGGAACGCUGUAGUAAUCUAUGAAUAACAAUGUGUAAACCAAUAAUACACACAUCCCCUCCACCACACAUCAAUAAAAAUUACAGAGCUUCUAAA